UCCACAUCUUCAGCUCCACGCCUCCUCCAGAGGACAUCCACGCCUCCCGGAGCCCUGCGAAGCCCUUCCCAGCCCGACACGCCUCUCACCUCUCCCCAAGUGUACCUCACCUCGAGUGUAGGCGCAGUAUAAGUGCAUAAAAUUCAUCGUUAAGGAGUGUAAAUAGGACCCAACAUUGGCCCAAGAUGAUGCCUUAAAAUCCAAUAAACAUAAUUUUAAGAUGACUUCCCACAAUGCCAUGGACUUGUGUGGAUGUUGCAGCAACGGAAGAUGCAACAUUGGGCCGGACUCUCCCCUUAGCUUACUGCCGCGGGAGUCCUGGCGGCUGGACUGGGAGAGCGAAGACCUGCCCGGAGCCCCAGCAGCGCCCCCUGCGGUAGCCCCGAGAGGCGGCAGCUCUGUCACAGGACUGACGGUGGGGGCUAUCGCUGUGGUGGAGGGCGGGCGGGUGUGUCGCAGGACGCGGAGGGAAGGAGGAAGGUCGUAUGUGUGUCGGGUGUGUGAGAGACGCUUCCCCAGAGCCUACCUUCUGCUGGUGCACGAACGGUCGCACACGCCCUUCGCCUGCCCCGUCUGCGGACGGACCUUCCGCCGCUCAGAGCACCUCAGGGUGCACAGAGAGACGCACGGGAACAAGAGGCCAGCUUAAUCUCUGGUCCUUGUCCGCGACCAGUUAAACCACCUGUUCUCAACACGUCCACGACGCGUCCACGACGUGUCCACGACCCGUCCACGACCCGUCCACGACCCGUCCACGACCCGUCCAAGACCCGUCCAAGACCUGUGUUGGACCGUGUCGAUGAGACUUAUAGCACGUGCUUUAAAUUAUAGCACGUGGUGAAUGAUAUCCCAAGUCCCGUCCAGGUAUCCCAAGUCCCGUCCAGGCAUCCCAAGUCCACGCACUAUAGCACGUCAGGAGCGGUACCAUUGGGUGUCCAGAAGGAUACCAUGCCACCUGCCUGGUACCACUAUUACCUGUCUACUGCUUCUCCACAUAAUACCGAAGACUCCAGAGGUCGUAGUCCUAAGGGCCCGGGUUUGAUUCCCGGCGGAGGCAGAAACAAAUGGACAGAGUUUCUUUCACCCUGAUGUUCUUGUUAACCUAGCACUAAAUGGGUGCUUGGGAGUUAGACAGCGGCUAGGGGGCUACUUCCUGUGUGUGUG
This is a messenger RNA of Procambarus clarkii (red swamp crayfish), 1164 nucleotides long. NCBI's taxonomy places the organism in Eukaryota, Metazoa, Arthropoda, Malacostraca, Decapoda, Cambaridae. The record is from RefSeq and is a predicted model, not a curated record.